UACCUGUGUACCUUCACCUGAGGUGGAGGUACCUUUCCGUACGUGUGCGGGACCUUUGCUGUGCCAGGUACCGUACCUAAGGUAGCGGGAUGUAGACAUACUUUUUUACCCCACAAAUGCCGAUUCCGUUGAAACCUGCGUCCUCCUCCUCUCCCAACUCCCCUGGACAGCUAUGACGGCCACCGCGUCGCCCGAGUCUGCGCCUUCACACGACACUCCAAACCCUAACAGCCCAACGGCAACAACUGACAAAUCCCGGUUACCUCUAGUUACCGAUGUCCUCUCCAUUCCCCUGAGCGGCACAUCUAGCCUACAAGAGAGACCGGAGACACCUACCGAAACCCAAUCGACCCCCCCGAAUCCUUGGUCAGAUAGCUACGAUGCCAACAGGUCUAUGGACACCUCUAUUAGGGACGGAGAUGCCGACGGGAGGCCUACUAAGCGACGCCGGGUCCGUGAUAUAACACCUCAUAACGCCCCUCGUCGGCCUAAGCCUGAGUCGCCUCCAUGGAAGAAGAUAGAGCCUGAUGGACCUACAACGUUUCAUGAAAAUGGCAAGCGCAGGUCUGGCCGGACCAACGCUGUCCCCUUGGAGCUGCAACCGCAGGGCCACAAGAGGAUGACUAGAGGUGCUCUUCAUAGCCUUCAGCCACCCAGCCCCCCCAAGGACAAGCGCAUAGUUGCUAAUAGCCAUGUGAAUGGGACGCAAAGGCAGGCAUCCGCAGGCAAGGGAACACCAUCUAAAGCUCCGAUACCGAGUGCCAAGCUGAAUACAAGAAAAUCUCUGGGUAGUAACUCAAGACCUUCCCUGAGGACCAGGAGGCAAUCUCCCACCCCCCUGGCUCAGACAACACCCCCGAGACGGUCCGCGCGAACACAACGCAGCUCCAGAGCCACCCAGGAUGGCCUUGAUGUUUCCCCUCUCGAACCCACCCAACCUGCCGAUGAAAACCCCGACCUGCGCCCAACCAAGAUACGGUUACGGCUGAGGGCCCCCGCCAUCCCUACCGUUCACCCAGCCCAGGCCAACGUAUUUCCUGGGCAGUCCAUCGCACGUCCUAAGAUAGCGUCUGAUUUUCGCCACUUUGUUAGACGUGCUCCGUCAGUAGAUGUCAAGGAUGGUGGUUGGUUUGACCUUGCAGAUGAAGGAGACCCGUAUACCGAAGAAGCAGCUCAGAAGGAUGCCGUCACUAUCAUGCGAAUUGCAGCUGAAGCUGAACCAGGCGGGCUACUCAGUGAAGGGCGGUCCACACUCUAUGCGCCGGAACCUGCUGAAGAGCCUCCACGGCAGUGGGCGCACAGGGAUCACCUCGUCAAGCAGAUGGCUUAUUUUCGAAAGCUCAUGCUCAUAGAGCAACAACGGCACAGGGUUACGGCAAAGCGACUGGCUGAAGCGUGUCGGGACGAAUGGAUACGUCGUCAGCCCAAGACAGCAGAGCAAAUUGAGACCGAGGCUCGAGCUGCAUGGGCCAGUCGAUACAAGACCGUUGUCAAAGCCAUGGGUGGGAUUUGGGACAAUGUGAAGACCGAAAUCAACCGUCGCCGUCUCGAAGAAUGGGAGGCCGCUGAGCAAAAACGAGUCAAGGCUGCACUAAACGAGGCCGUGAAUAUGUCGGAACUCAAGCUACAGGCCCGCCGAGCACACUUCGAUUCGGAACCCAUGUCUGACGAGGAUGACGGUGGGGCUGCUAGAUUGGAUGAGGAGGUUGAUGAGGAGGAGGAUGAUCUGGCUUCCGACGGAGAGUCUAAUUUGGGCGGGGAAACUGACAAAGAUGAGGACGAAGACAACAUGUCUUCUUCCGGCGACGAAGACGACUUGAGGUCUACCAUCUCCGAUGAGGGCCUAACGCAGGACCAGCUGAGAGAAAAAUAUGCCAACAUUCCCGACCUGCCCGUUGAAGAUUCUAAUGCCGGCACCGUUAGCGAUCAUGAUCAAAAAAUGAUGCUAGUCGGUGACCAAGAUGAAACGUCGGAUGAGUCGAUCGACAUGGACGAUGACUUGGGGUCGAGCGAUGAGGAGACCGGCACUGUUGAAGAUGGUGGCACCUCCGACAUUGAAGAGGCCUCUGCGGACGACGAGGAACCUUCUGAACUCCUAAGCCUCUUUUUCGGCAAAUCUGAACUGCAGGAGAUGAGGCGGGAGGCUGUUGCUAGCAGGCCGCACGUGCCCCAACAGGACGCACCGAUGGAGGAUGCCCCAGGCACGGCACCGUCUCAGGAAGCGAUUUGCGCCGACAAGUCGAACCGCAGCGGGAGCUCGAGGUGUACGGAUGCAUCAGACGAAGCAUUCUAUCGAGAAAAGCCUCUAUCAUUACUACGAAAGAGGCAAAUAAGUCCUGAAAAUGCCUCGAUCGCCCAGCUCGACCAGGACAAAACAUCGGGCGACGUCCCCGAGACUUUUUUUGCCAUGGCUGCUGGACCAUCGAAAAGCCCGCGUGAAGCCAACAAUCCGGGUGCUCCUUUCAUGAUACCAGAACCGCGCCAGGCCCAGGUCGUCGAAACAGACGCAAUCGAUGUUGUCGAACGAGAUAAGGGGAAUGUCCGGGAAAAUGCGCCAACCGAAGCAGUUGAGCAGACCGUUUCGAAAAGGUCUGGUGUCGAUGUCACCGCUGCGCUGUCAGAUCAACAGCCAUUAGCCACCCCAGAUACGGAUGCGAUCUCGAACCCGCCUAGUCGUUAUCGGAGCCAAUCCCCACGGACGUCUGAUACGAAGCCUUCAGAAAUCGACACAGCUUCUGUCAUCAAAUCCGGUGGAAGUAGAUCCACCUCGCCCCAGUACCAGGCGCCAAGGACGGAUGUGCCGUUCCUGUUGCGAGGGACGCUCCGUGAGUAUCAACAUGACGGUUUGGAUUGGUUGGCUGGGCUGUACAGCAACCAGACCAACGGCAUUCUCGCGGAUGAGAUGGGCCUCGGAAAGACCAUCCAGACGAUCGCCUUGUUGGCCCACCUUGCCUGUCACCAUGAGGUCUGGGGCCCACAUCUGGUGAUCGUCCCGACCAGUGUGAUGCUGAAUUGGGAAAUGGAGUUCAAGAAGUGGUGCCCUGGGUUCAAGGUCUUAUCGUAUUACGGCAGCAUUGACGAGCGCAAACGAAAACGCCAGGGGUGGAAGACAGAUGAUAUAUGGAAUGUCUGCAUCACGUCGUAUCAGAUCGUCUUGCAAGACCAGCAGGUCUUCAAGCGCCGACAGUGGCAUUACAUGAUCCUAGACGAGGCCCAUAACAUCAAGAACUUCAAGUCUAAACGCUGGCAGACAUUACUCACGUUCAAUACGCAAGCGCGGCUCUUGCUUACCGGCACGCCUCUGCAGAACAACCUCACAGAGCUGUGGUCGCUCCUGUUCUUUUUGAUGCCGUCCGAGAACGGGGUCGGCGGCUUUGCGGAUCUUACAGAAUUUCAAGACUGGUUUCACAAGCCCGAAUCGCAGAUCUUGGAGAGCGGCCGCGAGCAGAUGGACGACGAGGCUCGUGCCAUCAUCGCGAAGCUGCACAAGGUGCUUCGGCCCUAUCUCCUGCGGCGACUGAAGGCGGAGGUAGAGAAGCAGAUGCCGGCCAAGUACGAGCACGUCGAGUUCUGUCGCCUGUCGCGGAGGCAGCGCGAGCUGUACGACGGAUUCCUGGCCCGAACGGACACUAGGGAGGCACUCUCUUCCGGGAAUUACAUCUCGGUCAUCAAUUGUCUCAUGCAGCUACGCAAGGUGUGCAACCAUCCCGACCUCUUUGUGGAGCGUCCCAUUAUGACAUCCUUUCGGCAGCGCAGAUCGGUUCUGGCAGACUACGAGGCGACAGAGAAUCUCGUCCGGGAGAGGUUGUUGGCCGAGAAACCCAUGAGGACCGUAAACAUGAGCUUUCUCAACCUGGUGCCGACUCAGCACGAGGAUUUAUCGAAGACGAUCUGCGAGAGGAUCUCUCAGCUUAGCUCUCACCGCGCACUCGUAGAUCUCCGGGAGGCGCAGAGGGCGCGCGCUCAAGCCGCCUGCGCCGAUCACGACCCCACGACGAUUGAAUCCAAUCUAGCGCGCUUAGAGAAUGUGUCGCGAUGGGGUCGCUUUGAGGAGUUGCAGCACUGCGUUUACCUGAACGCGCUCCGGCGGCAACAGCGUCCGGUAUAUGGGAAGCAGCUCAGGGACCUCUUAACCCUCGGCAUAGACGAGCGGCCGUGCAAACCCCGCCCAAGGAUCCCGCAAAAGAUCAUGGGUUGGCUAGAAGAGGAGUCCCCGGUGCUGCGAUCAAUGGUGCUUACGCUCGACCAGCGCGCUGCGUCGAUGAGGACCACCAUCUCUAAGUUUGCCUGUGUUACGCCGGCCGUGGUGACUCGAGAUCUCGACCGAUUCGUUCUGGGUUCUAAAGGCGUCGAGGUUUUCAACGACGUGAACCUCCGGUUGGUAGCUCCCGUACGACGCGGACCGUUUGUGCAGGAAGAGGCCCGGCCCGACCCGUGGCACGAAGCAAGGAUGAGACUCAGCAUCCAGUUCCCCGAUAAGCGGCUUCUCCAGUACGAUUGCGGAAAGCUCCAGGCUCUCGACCGACUGUUGCGCAAGCUACAGUCCGGCGGCCAUCGCGCCCUGAUCUUCACACAAAUGACGAAGGUGCUCGACAUUCUCGAACAGUUCCUUAAUAUCCACGGACACAAGUAUUUGCGUCUCGACGGCGCCACGAAAGUGGAGCAGCGGCAGAUCUUGACAGACCGCUUCAAUCACGACAGUCGGAUACUCUGCUUCAUCCUAUCUACGCGCUCCGGCGGCCUCGGUAUUAAUUUGACGGGUGCUGACACCGUCAUCUUCUACGAUCAGGAUUGGAAUCCCGCCAUGGAUAAGCAAUGUCAAGAUCGUUGUCAUCGCAUCGGUCAGACCAGAGACGUCCAUAUCUACAGGCUAGUAAGCGAGCAUACCAUUGAAGCGAACAUCCUGCGCAAGGCGAGCCAGAAGCAGAUGUUGGACGACAUCGUGAUCCAGGAGGGCGGCUUCACUACCGACUACUUCAACAAGCUCUCUGUGCGGGACGUCAUUGGCAGCACGCCAGACGAAUCUGACGUCGUUGGGGACGCGAUGGAUCGCGUCCUCGGCGGUGUGGAGAGCAGCGAUCAGCGUACCGUCGGUCGGGUGCUAGAGCAGGCUGAGGACCGGGAAGACGUCGACGCCGCCCACAUCGCGGAGAGGGAAAUACAGGAAGACGAGGCCGACUUCGCGGAAAAGCCAGCAACAGCGAGUGCGUCGGGAGCUUCGAGCGCUAGGCAAGGCACCCCUGCAACGCGAGACGGUUCCAUGGCGCUGGGUGCGGAGUCAUACCCGAGGCCGGCCAGCGCGGACGGCGCACCGGGGGAGGCGGAGAGCAACGCUUGGGGCGAAGAAAUGCAUACUAUUGAUGAUUACAUGCUCGCUGCGAUGGGUAGGCAGCUCGAAGGGACCGCACUCGAGCUUCCCCGGGACAAAAAGAAGAAGAGCAGGAGCAAGAAAGGCAAGGAUACGCGGAAGCGUUGAAACAGGUUGCUGGGGCUUUUGAAGGGACGGGC
Messenger RNA from Durotheca rogersii, 5508 nucleotides. RefSeq names its product SNF2 family domain-containing protein. The coding region runs from base 173 to 5476 and encodes 1767 amino acids. Gene Ontology annotation, molecular function: ATP binding; histone binding; ATP hydrolysis activity. The record is from RefSeq and is a predicted model, not a curated record. NCBI's taxonomy places the organism in Eukaryota, Fungi, Ascomycota, Sordariomycetes, Xylariales, Xylariaceae. Gene Ontology annotation, cellular component: Swr1 complex. The transcript is spliced from 2 exons.